AUGGAGCACCGGGUUUUGACUUCAGUAAACAUGUCGCUCAAUGAGGUGUGCUGGUCCUUGAGAGAGUUGGCCUUCAAGGUGAUUUUAGACAUCGGCUGUAUGAGGUCUGUGGCUGGAGUUCAUUGGAAGCACAUGGCAUCCUCGGCCACGAGCGACGGUGCCCCAAAAUGCAAGCUGUGCAAGGGUCCUCAUCGCUCUCGCGACUGCCCCAGCAUCGCCGAGAUCUCGGACGAGAGCUUCGACAAGGUGUCGAUGCCGGUGGACCAGGAGGGGAACGCGGAGACGACCAGCAACGAGCUCACGGUGCCGAACGUGGACAUCUUGCCCCCGGCGAUGGAGACCCUGACCCCCGACGAGAUCCAGUUGCUCAACAAGCGCCGGGCACGAGCGGCGACGGCGAAGACCAAGGCCCAAGCUCGACGAGCACUGACGGGGGAGCAGGCAGAUUACCCGUCGUUGAGCCAUGUGUGGGCGAGCGAGGUGGCUUUGAAUGUGGCGUGCUCGGUUCACAGCCGAAUGCGGACGUACCUGUGGAAGAAGUUCUUGUGGCAGUUGAGGGUCAAGGCGGCCAUCGAGAGGGAAACCGGGAAGCGUUGGAAGAAGAACCAGAGGUGGCUGAGUCUGCUGUUCAGCCGCGAGAUAGCGUACUUCUUCGGCCACUUCGGGGCGAUGAGGCAGAAGCUGAACUCGCCCGAGGCUGGGAUUGUUGCGGGCAAGGAGGCGAUCCAGCUGCUCUCCAAUGUCGUGACUGAUUCCGGGCAGUGGAUCCUCCUUGAAGUGUUCUCGGGCACGGCGCGGCUCACACAAUGUGCCAAGGCAAACGGGAAGUGGCAAGUGUUGGCUUCCGUGGAUCGAGCUACCGGCUGGGAUCUGACUCGGCGGGAGGAUGCUCGCAAAUUGCUUGCUUUGGUGGAGCAAGAGCGGCCUGACUUGGUGACGAUGGCGCCGCCAUGUGGCCCCUGGAGCGUUUCUGCUGAGGCCAACCAGGAGCGCGAGGAUAUUUGGGAGUGGCGUCGUCAACAAUUGCCACUUUGGCAGCUGGUGUUGGAUGUUUGGAAGCGGCAAAAUGAGGGUGGCCGCUUGGUGCUGACCGAGCAACCCGUCGGCUCUGAGGCCCUUAAGCUCUCGAUGAUGGAGGCCCGCGACUCUCUGUACCGCGUCUACCUGGACCUAUGUGCCUUUGGUUUGUGCGAACCGCAGCACGGCCAGCCUUUGCAGAAGCGGGUGGCUCUUGAUGUGAACAAUCAGGAGUUUGCCAAGGAGCUCACUAAGGGCUCGUGGUGUGGUCACAAGCCCGGCGAGCACCGGUUGGUGCGAGGGGCCUGCCUCGUGGAUGGAGUGUCGGUGCGGAUGUCGGAGUGGGCCGCUCGUUGGCCACAGGAGUUUUGUGAGCAUGUGUUGCGAGGUGCGGCCGUUGCCUUGACCGCAGGUGGUGGCAACGAUGGAGGCGGUUGGAGCCUUGCUGAGCCAAGUGGGGGUGCCCAGCUGUGGGAAACCACAGUGGUCGCUAAUGCUUCUUUACCUGAGGAGCACCUCCGGAGACACAUGUCCGAAAAUUCCUUGUCUGGAGAAAGGUACGAUUACGUGUCGUUUGAAGGCACCUGCAACCAGCAACCGCGUCGACUACGAGCCAUGGUUGCUCAUUUACAUGUCACGCUCGGCCACCCCAGCAACGAGCGUCUGGCACGUAUGUUGUCGGUCAGUGGAGCUCGAGCAGAAGUCGUACAGCUUGGACGAAAUCUUCGGUGCCAAGUAUGCGCCAUGGUCAGGCCACCGCAGGCAUCCCCGCAAGUGGCUUACACGAAACCUCGUCAAUUCAAUGAAAGAAUUUCGGGGGAUUCGUUUUUCAUCUGGGAUAGUGAAGAAGUGAAAUACGCUGUCACUCACUUCAUUGAUGGCCUUACGGACUACCACGUGGGCGACCUGACCGACCGCCCCGACAGCGCCUUCUCUCGCGAGAUUCUGCAAGACUUGUGGCUGGGACCGUUUGGGCCACCGGAUCUGCUUAUCACGGAUGGAGGCCCGGAGUUCGCUGGGCAGAUCCAGAUCCUCACCGACCUCUUCGGCAUGGUUCAUGAGAUUGUGCCCGAGGGUGCCAAGUGGCGGAUGGGACAGGCCGAAAGGCACGGGGCGAUUGUGAAGUUGAUGAUGAUGAGAAAUGUGAAAGCCCUUGGUUUGGCUGGGUUGAAGCAAAUGCGACUCGGAGCUCUGUGUGCUUUCUCGGCAAAGAAUCGCCUGAGCAACAAAGGCGGGGUGAGUCCGAUGCAGGCGGUGACUGGCCGGGCCACGGUGAUUCCUGGCUCCUUGCUCGCGCAAAUUUCAGGCGGACAUCUUCGCUUCAAGUAUAACCAGGCCCUGGACACCAGUGAGGCGAUCGCCAUGGCAGAGCGCAUCCGCCACGGGGCCAUCGAGUCGUUCCAUUGGCUGGACUCCCACGAAGCUUUGCGGCGGGCUUUGGCCUCCCGGUCAAGGCCUCCGGCCUUGGAAGGUUUGCGAGAAGGGGCGGUGGUCUAUGUGUUCGACCCCCCGGUGUGUCGACGAGGGCAAGCCCGGCGACUGCAGGAUGCGUCUUCAUGGCAAGGCCCUGGAGUGAUCGUCUGUGUGGAAAGGGAUAAGCCAGUUCCAGCCCGGAUCUGGGUGAGGAUUCGAGGAAGAGUCAAGGCUUUUCCUCUCGAGAAACUUCGUUUGGCCACCCCGGACGAGACGAUGGGCGCGGAGUAUAUCACGGGCGCCCUGCAGGACGUGGAGGCCGAGCUCAAGAAUGGCACGAUCACGGUCGAGGGCAACGCGAUGGACAACGAAGCUGUCGCCGAAGGUGGCGAGGAGUCUAUGGAUGUGACCGAGGCUCCCAAGAAGCGGAAGAAGCCUCGGGAGCCGAGUUCCUCUGACUCGUCGUCGAGCUCUUCUGAGCCUGAAGCUGACCCUCAAGCUGAGGAGAAGGCCAAGCUGCUUGAUGGUAUCCCCUUUUGCAUCCGGGAGAACUUGAAGCAGAAGGCCGAAGCCUCCCUUGCGGCUGAGGACCCGCAUGCAUGGGACAUGGCGAAGAAGCGGAAGCUGUUUGAGAAGUUGGCGAAGCAGCUAGAGCCCCCCUCGACCCUCGAAGAGGCGGGCAUCCGUGAUCACCUGAACGACGUCUAUAGCAAGUUCAAGGCGGUGCGGAAGGCGAUCGUGACCAAGCCUAAAGGUGGCAGUGGGCGUGCCCGAAGUUCAGUGCGAGGGCGCAACGUGGAUGCCAUGGAUGUUGGCACGCCAAAGGGUGCGCACGUCGUUCAGGAGGUGGAGGUCCCGGCGGAGUUCUUCAAGCCUGGCGAGUACGAGGCCAUGUUGAAUGACACCAUCGGGCAUUGGACGUUGUGGUCAAGUCCCUGUGUCCAUGCUGGAGAGUCGACCAUCGUGGAGGUCGCCGCGACUCUGCAUGAGGUCGACAAGGAGGGUGUGACCGAAGUCGUCACUGGAAAGGCCCGCGUGGAGUACAAGUGGUCUGGUUUGGACCCGGAAUGGCAGCAGGCGUACGUGGAGCCGUUGAAGAAGGCCUUGAAGGUCUACCUGGACCAUGGGGGGAUCAAGGGUGUGCCAAAAGGUACCAUGGUCGAGCCGAGCAGGGUGCUGAGCUCGCGCUUCGUCUUGACAAACAAGGGCGGCACACUCCUUCAGGAUGCGGUGCUGAAGGCGCGUUGGAUCAUCGGAGGCCACCGAGACCCAGAUGCGGGUUUGUAUGAUACGAGUUCGCCAACGGCAUCCACUUUGGGUCACGGGCUUUUGAACUUUGUGGCGGUUCAGAACAAAUGGCUGAUCCACUAUGAGGUGGUGGAGUUCCUAGUCGGCGAGUUGGGCGGCAACGUGCGCGACGACAUCGUGGAGAUCACCAAGGGUGGUUUCGGGUUACCGGAGAGCCCACGGUUGUGGUACUUGGCCUACAAGGAGGUGCUGCAAGAAUUGGGGCUGCAUGAGCUUCGGUUGGCCCCAGGUGUUUUCCGGGCAUUCAACGAGGCUGGACGGGUGAGGGCAAUGGCGAGUAUACAUGUUGAUGAUACUCGCUACGCCGGUGAUGAAACCAGCGAGGUUUUGUGGAAGCAGCUGCACGAGCGCCUUCAGUUUGGACAAGUUCGGAAAGCCACGGAGGGAUGGCAGAAGUUCUGUGGGCGAUGGGAACGUCAAGACCCCAUCACUCUGGAGUUGGAGGUGAGCAUGGAAGGGUACAUUGAGAAUAUACCCUUAGUAAAGCCGAGGGCGGUGGCGACAUCCUCUACAACCUCGAGUUCCACUUGCACUACGACGACUCCGGGGUCCAACCAUAGUAAUGUUCAGGCGACCUCCUCUACAUCGAGUUCCAGUUGCACUACGACGACUCCGGGGUCCUCCAGUUUAGAUGUGUCAGGUCGAAACGUCGAUCCUCUGGUUCACCUUCACGAUGUGGUCCAGGGUGAUCCCAAGGAGCCAGCAUUGACCGACCAAGAGAAGAAGGUCAUCAGCUCGGUGGUGGGUCAGCUGAAUUGGGCUGCCAGACAGGGUCGUUUUGAUUUAUGUUUCGGGACGUCGUUGGUGCAACAGUUGGCUGGUCAAGGACGUGGGGAAGCUAUGAAGUGGGUGAACACGGUUAUCCGCAGAGCCAAGGAGCCUGUCAUUUUGAGAAUGCGGCAGCUGGGUUGCAGCCUCGAGGAGGUCGUGAUCUUGUCAGUGAGCGAUGCAGCCUAUGGUGCCAUGCCAAAUGGUGGCAGUCAAGGGGGCACGCUGGUGAUGUUCGCCAACCCAGAUGUUUUGGAAGGGGAGGCUCCGGUUUGCAUCAUGGAAGCCAGCAGCUCGAAGGUGCAACGGGUUGUUAGAUGCUCGAUGUCUGCAGAAGUGUCAGCACUGGCUACAGCUUUCGAGCAUGGCGACUAUGUCCGGGCCCUCUUCGUCGAGCUCAUAAAGCCUUCGUUCGACUUGAGGCGGUGGAAAAUCUGCGUUGCAGCUUGGAAGCACGUCUUAGUGACAGACGCGCGGACGGGGUAUGACUCCAUCAACUCGGAGACCCUUCCGACGGACCGCAAGAUAGCCAUAGACGUGGCUGUUUUACGACAAGGGCUAGUCGAUGACAGUGCUGGCUGUCAAGUACGUUGGGUCCCUGGGAGCACUAUGCCAUGCGACGGACUCACUAAGUGGCACGACAAUGGCGCUCUUGUCAAGGUGAUGUCCGAGGGCAGCUGGUCUCUGAAAGACACUGAAGAGGCUCAACAGUUGAGGCGCCAUGCAGCUGCUAAGCGUGCUGCGUGGCGCAAAGCUCAGAAGGGUGCACAGCUCGUCACGGCGCUUUAA
Symbiodinium necroappetens is the source of this 5295-nucleotide messenger RNA. The record is from the annotation of a GenBank genome assembly. Lineage: Eukaryota; Dinophyceae; Suessiales; Symbiodiniaceae.